ACUCACAAUAUCACGUGAUCAUGAUAGGCGAUAGGCCAUCAUGUUUCCAUAUCGGGCUGGUGUUCUUAUCCCCUUUCACUCAUAUGCUCAAAUAUGGCAGCGCCUUACAGUCGUAUUCUGGACCUUGCCAAGGUAUUACCUCUGGCACAGGCUGUGUCUUUCUGUGCAACCGAGUUUGAACUGAUGUUAAUGCUGGUCCCAGGUCCAAUGUCGUAUCUUUUCACUUAACUUUAAUCCUCAAAGGUUACGACUGGGAAACAAGAUUCUUCGACAGCGACUCCGCGGCCCAACACUAGCAGAAUGGUAUCCGAAAAAGGCUGUUUCUUUCCGUGAUUUACAAGACAGUUACAAGCCUCUCGGCUUAACCACGUUCGAUGAAGCAGAGGAUGACAGAGAGGAAGCGAUCCAAAUGUAUGUGAUACUUGCUCCUCUAUUACGGAUGUGCUCAUAAUUACGAACUAGUGCGAAGCUUCGAGGAAAGGGCCGGCCAAAGAAAAAGAGAACAGCCGCUGAAUCGAGAUCCGCAAAGAAAAAGAAAUAGAGAGGAAAGGACAGACAGUACCUCCUAUGUUCUCAUGUCAGAAAUAAUAAUCCUGAAAUCUUCCUGUAUCAUAUCUCACGUUGGAGCCCACAUGGGCGUAAUUUCGUUCUUCAUCAGAUUUAUGCUGGGAUGUUUACAGAUGCUCGUUGCUCGCCCUUUAUGUUUGCGAAGUCUUCGCUCGGUCCGAUCUGAAAUAUUUGGAAAUAUACAUGGCUCAAUGGGGGUUGAACUCCAAAAAGAUGGCCUCUGUAGACUUGGGUGUGCCAUGCAACGUAAUUUUCCUUAAUCUCCAGGAUGUUUUCCCAGUGUACACUCUACACUCCCAUGGGUUUCUUACCGGAUCAGAAGAACACAAAGGCUACGUGGACUUGAUUUUGGAAAUCAGGGAUGGUAUAGUGGAUCACUCGUUCAUCUGAUUAAUAUUAAAUAAUGAGCGUUCUUCGCCUUACUGGUUAUAUGUAACAAGCCCUGUCGCCCUGCAAUAAGCUAACUAAA
Molecule: messenger RNA, 1036 nt
Organism: Aspergillus pseudotamarii
Lineage: Eukaryota; Fungi; Ascomycota; Eurotiomycetes; Eurotiales; Aspergillaceae
Exons: 2
Coding region: 576-827 (83 amino acids)
Source: RefSeq, a predicted model, not a curated record